Messenger RNA from Suillus discolor, 1133 nucleotides. RefSeq lists its product as uncharacterized. NCBI's taxonomy places the organism in Eukaryota, Fungi, Basidiomycota, Agaricomycetes, Boletales, Suillaceae. The transcript has 2 exons. Bases 55 to 705 code for a protein of 216 amino acids. The record is from RefSeq and is a predicted model, not a curated record.
CUUCCUUGGUGCGUCUCUCUUGUUCCUUGCUUUCACUACCAUUGACGAUUCGCGAUGUCUACCUCCACUCAAAAUCCUAUGGCUUCUACAUCUAUGUCAUAUACGGCGCUAAUAGCUACACUCGUCCUUCUCCUCGCUGUUUCAUCCGCCAUUGUUAUCCGCAGCCUUGUACUUCGACGACGUCACCAACGCAUUGUAGAAGAAGCUAUCCGAGCAGGGACAUGGCUCCCUCACCAACCGUAUGAUACAAGAGGGAGUCGCAGACGAAGAGACAUUGGAAAGAAACCGAAGUUGUGGGAAGCAUGGCUUCGGAGUGGUGAUGAGGAAGGCCCAGCGGACAUCAAAUGUGCUUGGGAUGACAUAAUGCCCGUUUACGCCGCUCAUAUCAAGUCUUCUUCAAGUGCACGGUCCUCGAGGUCACAGUCACCGCAAACACGAUCUGACGCGUCGUCUCGCACGAUGCGCUUCCUACGAUCUUACCGUACACCAUUUUCACCAGCACCGGCGACGUCAUCUCCGAUUAUUCCUUCUACACCUGUAUCUUCAUCUCCGUCAACAUCGGCACCUUAUUCCGUAAGCGUAGCUGUCCUCAUUGCAAUGCCCAGACAAUAUCACGCACGGGAUGCGGAUGGACCACCUGUCAUUGAGCUUGGCGUCGUCCAUGUCCCUCUCCGAGACAUGAGCCCAAGCGGUGACCAGCCAUGACAGGCACUCACGGUGGUUCUGGGCUAUGUAUGUAUACUUAUUGUUUCUAGCGCUAUUAUUUAAUACAGCAUGCUACAUCAACAUGUAUAGAUGUUUAUGUACUUUUAACUGCCACCUCAUCGCCAUGCAUUCUGUCGAAGCGCAGACACUCCAUCACUUACGUAGGCGUUGAUCGGUUUGUCCUUAAUAUAGCUGUGUUGGAUCAAAGUGGCGCGUUAAUGCUUUCUGGGAUGGUCGCCGUCUUGUGCUGCAAGUGCAGCAAUCAAACGGUGUAACCGAGAACGGGAUAGUUCAUGAGUCCGAAUGAAUACUUGUUGGUGACUGCACUGUUUAUCUUAUCGAUGUACUUACAUGCUUCAGCCUCGAGGACAUGGAGCGAUGAUGUUGAUGGAGUGUCAUUGUCAAUUGAAAUGAUCUGCGCCUCGUGU